Drosophila obscura is the source of this 594-nucleotide messenger RNA. RefSeq names its product keratin, type II cytoskeletal 1-like. The record is from RefSeq and is a predicted model, not a curated record. NCBI's taxonomy places the organism in Eukaryota, Metazoa, Arthropoda, Insecta, Diptera, Drosophilidae.
GCGAUCCCAGGCGGGGUAGUAGCUAAGUUUGCGAAGCUCUCUCUAGGGAACACAAGCAUAGUCAUGAAACUGUUCGUCGCGCUCUCCGUUUUGGUGGCUGUGGCCUCGGCCCUGCCACAGUUCGGCGGAAAUGCUAAUGCCAACGCCAACGCUAACGCCCAGGCCCAAGGAUUUGGAGGCGGCGGUUUCGGCAGUCGUCCUGGAGGAGGUUUUGGAGGUGGUCCUGGAUUUGGAGGCAGCGGUUUCGGCGGUCGUCCUGGCGGAGGUUUCGGAGGCGGACCCGGUUUUGGAGUCAGUCCCGGAUUUGGAGGCGGCGGCUUCGGUGGACGUCCCGGCGGCGGUUUCGGGUGGGGUGGCGGCUUCGGUGGACGUCCCGGCGGUGGUUUCGGAGGUGGUGGCAGUGGAGUUAGUUCUGCAUCCGCAUCAUCGUCGGCUUCGUCUGCCGGAGGCGGCGGUCGUGGUGGCGGCGGCGCUUCAUCUGCAUCAUCCUCCGCCUCUUCCUCAGCUGGCGGACGCGGUUAAACCAUUCCAUAAGAUAUUUUCAAAUAAUUGUUAAGAAAUGACUGUGAAUAAAACAAAACAUACAAAAUUUAA